Molecule: messenger RNA, 17871 nt
Organism: Branchiostoma floridae (Florida lancelet)
Lineage: Eukaryota; Metazoa; Chordata; Leptocardii; Amphioxiformes; Branchiostomatidae
Product: lysosomal-trafficking regulator-like
Exons: 56
Coding region: 4418-16276 (3952 amino acids)
Biological process (GO): intracellular protein localization
Cellular component (GO): cytosol; membrane
Molecular function (GO): protein kinase binding
Source: RefSeq, a predicted model, not a curated record
GGGUGUGACAGACCACCCACUCAAGACGGGGAAAAUCCGGUUGAUCAAGUCUGUGAACUCUGACCCCCAUUUUUCUCCAGACAACCAUUUUGAGGUUUUGUGCGACUUGCAAGUCUUACAACAAACGUCCAAAGUCGGAUCACCGAAGGUAUAUACAAGUCAUCUGAAAAUUCUGUAGGAUCAUCAUCAAGCCUGGGAAAAAGACAGGACCAGACAACGUAGCCUGAUUCAAUCGCACUUCUUCUUAUUGGCCCGUCCUCCCUACCUGGGAGGGGCCAGUUACAGCCCUGGACAGAAGAGUUUACAUUUCACAGACUACAGACAACGGACAAGGGAAAACAAAUCAUAUUUAAAAUCAUUUAAGACAACGUACAGCAUAAACUACAUGUACUAGGAAUUUUAGAAAUACAAAAAUGCGUUCAAAAAUCAGCUUAAAACAACACAUGGGUAAACACAGCAUGGAGAAAUCUUACCUGUGUGAAGAGUGUGGGUUCAGGACAGUUUUCCAGUCUUCACUAUCCCGACACAUGAGGAAGCAUACUGGUGUAAAGGCUCACAGGUGUGAAAUUUGCAAUUACCGGACUUCAAGGAGAGACUAUAUGGACCAACAUAUGGCUAAACAUAUGAAGGAAAAACCUUACAAGUGCGAUCAGUGUGACUAUGCUACUGUGAGGAAAGACUAUUUAAACACUCAUCUGGUUAAACACACAGGUGAAAAACCUUACAUGUGUGGAGAGUGCGGAUACAGGACAGGUUAUAGAACUCACUUAUCUCAACAUAUGAAAAGGCAUGAAGAUACAAAACCUUACAGCUGCAAUCAAUGUGACUUUUCCACCCGAUGGCAAAUCAACUUGCAGCGACACAUGGCUCAGCACACAGGUGAAAAACCGUUCAAGUGUGAUCAGUGUGACUAUUCUGCUGUACGGAAAGUCUAUUUGGACCGUCACCUAGCCAAACACACUGGUGAGAAACCUUACGUAUGUGGUCUGUGCGGAUAUGGGACAGCUUAUAAACCUCACCUAUCACGACAUAUGAGGAAGCACACAGGUGAAAAACCAUACAGGUGUGAUCAGUGUAAUUUUUGCACUAAAAGUAAAAGUCAUUUAGACCAGCACAUGGGUGAGAAACCUUACAAAUGCGAUCAGUUUGACUUAUCCUCUGAGCAGAAAGACAAAUUAGUACAACACAUGGUUAGUCACAGUAAGAAAUCUACAAAUCCAAUUUAUGGAGAAUGUGGAAAGAAGUCAGCAUAUAGGACUAAAGUUUCAAGAGAUAUGACCAAACAAAAAGAUGAAAAACCUUACAACUGUGACUGCUGUGACUUUUCUACCUGUUCAAAAAGCAAGUUGAAACAACACAUGGGUAAACACAGCAAAGAAAAAUGUUACUUGUGUGAAGAGUGUGGGUUCAGGACAGCUUUCCAGUCUUCCUUAACCCGACACACAAAGAAACAUUAUACUGGUAAAAAAACUCACAGGUGUGAAAUUUGCAAUUUCAGUACAGCAAGGAGAGACUAUAUGGAGCAACAUAUGGCUAAACAUUCUGGUGAAAAACCUUACAAGUGUGAUCAGUGUGACUACUCUUCAGUACGAAAAAUCUAUUUGGACAAACACCUGGUUCGUGAACACAGUGAUGAGAAACCUUCUGUGUGUCAAGUCUGUGGAUACAGGACAGCUUGUAGGACUCGCUUUUCCAGGCAUAUGAGGAAACACAAAGGUGAAAAAGUAUACAGGUGUGAACAGUGUGAUUUUUGUACUGUGAGUAAAAACCAGUUAGUACAGCACUUGGGUGAAUAUGAACAUAAACAUAUAGGCGAUACAGGACAGCUUGUAGGACUCGCUUUUCCAGGCAUAUGAGGAAACACAAAGGUGAAAAAGUAUACAGGUGUGAACAGUGUGAUUUUUGUACUGUGAGUAAAAACCAGUUAGUACAGCACUUGGGUGAAUAUGAACAUAAACAUAUAGGCGACUUAUCUUCUGAACAGAAGAAACGUGUAGAACAGCACAUGGUUAGCCAUGGUGGUACCACUGAAAAACCUUUCAUGUGUGGAAAGUGUGGAUUCAGGACAGCUUUCAAGGCUUCUCUGUUGCGACACAUGAGGAAUCAUACUGGAGAAAAACCUCACAGGUGUGAGCACUGUAAUUUCCGUACUGCGAGGAGAGACUACCUGGACCAACAUAUGAUCAAACAUUCAGGUGAAAAACCUUACAAGUGUGAUCAGUGUGAUUAUUCUGCAGCAUGGAAAAAAUCUCUAGACAGUCACAUGGUUAAACACACUGGUAAGAAACAAAAACCUUACUAGUGUGGUCAGGUAAAACACAAUGGUGAGAAACAUUUUGUGUGUGGAAUAUGUGGAUAUGGGACAGCACAUAAGCCUCACCUAUCAAGGCAUAAUUAUGAGGAAACAUACAGGUGAAUAGCCUUACCACGAUGCGAUCAUUGUGAUUUCUCUUCCACGUGGAAAAUAAGGUUAGACCAACUCAUGUCAUGGGCAAACACACUGGUGAGAAACCUUAUGUUUGUGGAGAGUGUCACUGCAAGACAGCUUAUAGAUAUCUUAUGUCAUUUAACUUGAUGAAACAUGCAAAUGACAAACCUAUGUGGUCACUCUAUUGUAACUUCGCUAUAGGACAGAAAGACCACUUAAACCGAUAAAUUAAUUAGACAUACCGUAUAGCAGCCUAGUGCAUGAUGUGCAGUCUUCUGCAGCACCAAAAGAUGAUUGUGACUGGUCAUUAGAGAGACAAUUUUCUAAACACACAUGGCAUGGAUGAAAAUCCAUGAUUAUGUGGAUUGGUCACUCAUAGAAAAGACCAAAUGGUGGAAGUAUUGAGUUUAAUUCAGGACAAGGUAGAUACAUAAUUUUAGACACUGUUACAUGAAUGAUGUUACAAUAGUAUUUGCCUUGUUCUCUUUAUACAGUGUUAUGGUCUCAUCAUAUACAUUUUAAGGUGAUCAUUCUGAAUAAAGGACUUGUCAACAAACCCACUUCAGAGUAAUUGUACUUCUGCGCAGAAGCCUACAAUUGUUGUACAUAGUAAGUUGUUACUGGAAUCUAAUGUACUACACAUGUGACGUAAAAAAUACCUAUCUAACGGUAUCAGUCAGAUAAACAAUAUAAAUGUUGAAAUCUAUUGUUGAAACAUGUUACUUGUGCAGUAAUCUCUCAACAAUGACUAAGGAGCUAGGAGCCUGUCUUUCAUGGAAGUGUAUAUGUAACGUUAUUGUAGUAAAAUGCCUAUUGAAAAUUUUCAGAUCUGGAUCUAGAAUUUGUAACUGUCUUUCUUGGGUGAAGCAAGGAAGUUCUAUAAAGUUUGAUAUAACCUUGCUUGGGUGAAGCAAAAAUUAAAAAAAACAGUUCUACAACCCAUACCAAACUAUCCUUUAGGCUUCACAAUUGAUAUAUUAUAAGUGUUUCUCAUUGAUUGUACAUACAUACAACUUUUGAUGUCAAAGGUUAGUCCGUAUGCAGAGUCGGUGGCGUGGGAACUGACACGCCCACCUCAUCUUCCUUAAAGGUCUUCAUUUGCAUAAAAUUAUAUCAGUUAGUAAUCUUCUCCACUCAAAAAAUGAAAGUUGUCUAAAUCUAUUAAGCAUUUUCUGGUCAAUUAUGCAAAUGAGGAUUCAUUUGCAUAGUUUUAUAUUCAUCAAUAUUCAUCUUCAUGUAACAUCAAAUGCCACAUGUAUGAAAUUCCAUAAUGGUAUUAUUGUGUUUUGUCAUUAAUUAUGCACAUUACUACUCAUUUGCAUAGUUUUUCUCUAUCAGUGUUCAUCUUGUCCUCAGUUGCCAAGUGUUAGCUUAGUCCUGUUACAAACUUUCCUCAAUUAUAAGCAUGUAAAUUACUAAUAGAUUCUGAUUUGCAUAAUUACCAUUUAAUUAUAAGAGCAUCACAUUUUAACCAAGGCAAUGGCAUUAAAUAGGAUGUCAAUUGGUUGAUAAUACCAAGUAAAAACGUUACUCUCCAAGCAGAGCUUGAUGGGGAAAAUCCUGACCAACCUCUGCUGGGACAGCAGACAACACCUCCUUGCCCUGUCCUUGUCCUUGAUUGAACCAGGUGCAAAUAAAUUAGCAUAAGGGUGAAAGGUCAUACAGUCACGAGGAAAAUUACCCAAAAUGGCUGCCGUUGUUUUGUUGUCGUUUAUCAGCGUAGAGAAUUCACCUGUUUCUGAUGUCUAUCUUGUUGGUAGAGCUGUGUUUUCUUCUAAGUAGCAAUCAGAGAGGUGUCUUGUCUGUUCCUGAUGUUUGGUGUAUGGUUUGAGGGCGCGUUUUUUCACCUUAAGACCGCAGACGUUUGGUCGCGAAGAUCGUUUGAAGAACGCCCCCCUCCCAGCUGUAACCAUCAUAUUGUCUUGAGAAAAGUUUCUCCAGUGGCCCUGCGAAAUUAAAGACAAUUAUAGGCGUGGAUUGGCACUUUCAAUGGAUCAGCAGGGAAUAGACCCGACCAUUUUGGAGGCCUGGCAGUCCUUCAGGGCUGAGCAAGGUGGUACACACUCGGCAAGCCAGGACUCUGAAAAGAAGAAAAAGCUGGAAAGGUUCUUGAAGCUUCUUCUUGUCCAGGCUGAGAAGCAGGAGUUGUGCUUUCUGAAUGACCAAGAGCAGUCUUGGGACUCCGGUACGGUGUGUAACGUCCUUGCCCAGGAGUUCCUGAGUGAUGUCCAUGAGUGUUGCAGUGCAGAGGAUGGGGAGAAGACACUGGUGUCCUAUCUCCUGUCGGGGAACGGCUGUCUGCUGGUCCAGGCACUGAACAUCCUCCCACUACAGGGGUUAUCAUGUGGUUCUGACUUGUGCAGCCUCCUGGUGUCCCUCCUCCCGCUCCUGGUGCGAGUGCCUCUCCCGACCUCCCAGUCUGAAUCAGACAUUCUCCUAGAGGACAUUGAUUUUUGCCUACAUCCACUCAAAGUGCACUUCAGGAGAAAGAACCGAUCAAAGAAAAACUUCAGUUGGAAAGACUACUUUGAAAGCAAUUUGGCAGAUGUGAAAAAUGAGCCACGGAUGAGAAAGGGUCUCUCCUCCAGGAGACUGCGACAUUUGAAGCAGUGGUCAAAAGACGAGGACCCCAGCGCCGACCAGGAAAACUCCAGUGUCGAGUCAGACACAGAGGGUUCAGAAAUGUACAGCCGGAACAAGUCAUCUGUCGUGGAACAUGAAAACAUGUGGAUGCACAGCGAUGAUACAUUUGGAUUUGAUGGCAGCAAUCCUCUGACUACCCCAAGACUUAUUGCUGGCAAGAUUUCACCUGACAUGGGAGUAGGAGACAUGUAUGAGGAAAGGGACUUCGUGUACAAACCAAAGACUAUCAAGCCUGCCUACCACCUCAGUAGGAGGGGAGCCAACAAUGGGCCAGUGGAACAAUGGACGUUUAUGGAUAUGUCUGCCUUUGAGCUUUGCCAGGUGCUUUUGUCUUUGCUGGAAAAACUUAGUCACAGUGAGCUGGCUCACGGAACCUAUGGGAGUAAUCCAGCAAGCACAGUGUUGCACCAGCUAACACACAUGAUGGCGUCUCUUAGCCAAAGUCUUUGUAAAGAGACAGGGAACUCAGCUGGGAUGGUUGAAGAAGACGAAACAGACUUUGUGGAUGGUUGGAGUGACGUGGCUACUGCCAGCCUACAGCGCAUGAUCCUACGCAACGUCCUGACUUUGUGUAGUCUGAGUUGCACAAAACCGAGUGGUAUUUCAGAGCUGGCGGGCAGUGGAAUCAUUGCUACCCUGCUGGAUGCUGCGAAGGAGGCGCAUAGCAAAAUCAGCAGGAGAGGAGAAGACAGAAAAGCUGAGUCAACCAAUCCAGCUGACACAAAAAACAGCAACAGCGUCCAUAAUGAUGCCAAUGACAACAACAAUGAUGAAGGAAGUGGGCCAACAUCCUCAUAUUCUAGUCAUCAGAAUGGAACGGGUAGUGAACAUGACACAAACAUCCUUCUAACCUCAGCCUUCGCCCUCCCAAGUGGGACCAUCCUCCUUGUACACGAGAUCCUGCGUGGGGUCCUCAUGCUUAUCAACAGCAUUGUCCAGACACUACCCAUCAACCUGUCCUUCCUGUCCCAGGCCCUGAACCUUCUCAACGAGUUCUCUGCCAGCAACGGGUACCAGCUGGUUCUACAGACCAUCUCACAGAUGGAGGAGUUGCUCACACACCUGGGGGAUCCUGCAGAGGCAGGGAGGGUGCGUGAUUGCAUCACCUCCCUCAUCACAGCCAUGUUCAAGGUAGUCAUCUCCAUGAAGAAGGCCAAGGUUGACUAUGUGCACAUCAUGACGUGCCUGCGGAGGAAGCACAAGCGGUGUGAGUACGGACGCUACAUUCACCACCACCAUGACAUCUGCGGAUUAUCAUCAUCUUCCUAUGAACAGUUGGCACAUACCUUGAAUGACAGUCAGUUCAGCCCCGACAGCCAGUACAUGUCGGGGAGCCAGAUGAACUUCAGCCCUCGGGGUCGGGGGUCGGCAACGAGAUGUUGCAUAGCAGUGGCCAGUGAGACACUCCUACAACUCCUUAGCAGCACAUCGUCAAGGUUUAUCCACAUGCGUGUGCUGGCAGGGAUAGACAACGUGGGGGUGUGCUGCUGCAUGCUACCCUUCCAGGUGCUGCGGCCUGUCCUGGGCAGUCUGCCCACUUACCAGCCCAACAUGCGAGGAUACGCACUCAGCGUGCUCAGCCGCAUCCUGCUGGAGCAGCUGGGGGGCAUGGAGCUCAACAGUCUCAGGUAUGAGUCCUGUACGGUGUGUGGCAGCACCACAGUGCCAUCCACGCCGGUGUACGACCUGACAGUCAGCUCUACUGAGUCGACAGCGAGCACCACGGCCACCACAGAGAGCGCCUUCUACAGCAUCACAGACACAGGCAGGACUUUCUGCAUCAUGUCCAAGUGGGAGGCUCUGGGUCAGUACCAGGAGUUGUUGCGCCUAGAAGAUUCAGGUGUGAGUGUGCAGGUGGCAAGACACCUGCUACACCUGGUGGCACAUGCUAACGAAGGUGUCAGGAAGGAAUUCUUUAUACAGGUGUACCUCCCACUGCUACAAGAAGCCCCUGCAGUUUUCCGCACGUCGGAGCGGAGUGUGAAAGCUGACUCCCCCAGCCGUGCAGUAAUGGAGUGCUGUCUGCUGGCCUUCCCCGUCCUGCUGACGUCGCCGUCAUCUCAGCACCUGUUCCUCACCUGCGGAGGGGUGCACCACCUGGCCCAGCUGCUGCAUGUGGCAUCUGUCCGACCCGCAGUCCUACAGGUGUUUGAAGUACUUCUCCAGCCAGAUGACCACUGCCACCAGAGCCGUCAGGCAAGCCCUGCUCCUGGAAGUCGCCGAUCCAGCCUAGAAGUUUCUACAAGCUCCGUAUCAUCCGUACACAGUGUUGGUCUUACCUUUCCUCACCGGCGGCCCAGCAAUGUUCCCAGGAAGAGGAGCGUCCACUCUGAGGGACACAAGAUGUCGGGAAAUGUUGUCACUGUCCUUGUGAAACUGGCCUUGAACAUGGUGUCUGACAGCCAGGCUAGCCAGUCUUUAGUUGACUCCAGUUUGAACCAGAACCCAUGGGACCGUGAGGCAUCAUAUGGGGCAAAUUUGGCAGCUGCAUUGCAGAUGAACUUACUUCUGUCCAGCACCCCACUUAACGUGGAUGCAGUCAGACUCCCAUCAGAUGAGAACCUAGGGAUGGUGGCAGAGGUAUGGAGGACAUGUGGUCAGCUCUUCUGUACUGUGCCAACCUUCAGAGACUGUUUCUUGCAGCAGGGUGGGUACACCUGUGCUUCCCACCUGCUGACCUUGACUGUUAACUCCUUCUGCAACAGCGAUUUACAUGAAGGGAGCACACUGACAGCAUCAACCGCUACUGCAGAUGUCAUGUCUUCAGAUGACCUUCGGGAAGAGACUGCAGGCUCUCCUGAACUUGACUCUAUUAGUGUCCAGUCUAACCUGACUGAUAGAACUUUGAAGGACGGGUCCCUGUCUGGUGAAAAGGGAGACUUCUAUUACAUCUUGUCGCUGUUUGAGUCAACCCUAGCCAUCUGUUUGAAGGCUGCCUUGAGUGUAGCAGUCACUGGAAUCACUGUGGAUGCCCAGAAUGCUGUGAAGCCCAACAUGACAGUUGACCAGGUGAUCCAGUGCAUCAGGACGCCACUCCUGCAGUCUGGCCUAGCAUCCUCGCCUUAUGGCCAUGCAUUGUGCGAUGCCCUGUUAAACACUGCAACACUGACGCUCGCCACACCAGAUGGGUCGCCAGCCAUCCCUGCUUUGCCUGAUAUGUCACUGGAUGGCAAUGAUGAGCUGUUAGAUGAAGACCUGUUCUUGGAGGAGCUUCAGGCAAUAAGCGACACUGGCAGCGAGCAGAGUGACCGCUGGAGCGUGGAGGAAGGCUACGAAGCAGACAGCGAACGUGACAUGGACGACUCCAAGUUUUGUUCAAGACAGCAGAGAGCACUUUCCUCAGUCUCCAUGGAGAUGUUCUCAGACCAUGCCCACCCCACAAUCAUAGUGUUCCCCCAGCUGUGUUCCUUGACCCUGGACCUGCUGGUGUCCAGCGACUGUGGCUGCAAUGCUAAUGUGGUCUGUCGCGUGCUGGACAGGCUGUGCUCGCUGGUCAAGGGUAGUGAGGCCAACAGCACUGCACUGUACAAGCAGGAUGUCGUAGAAAAACUGCUGAAGGGAUUCAAGUCUGUUCUCACGUCAAAGGACGAGUCUUCUAGCUGUGAGCGGACCCUGCUGCUGGAACUGUUCAUGGCCCUCUCACAGCACACCAUCUCAGCACAGGAGCUCACCAGGUUCUUCGCUCUCUUCCAUGGCAGGGAGUUACCGCUGGAUUGCCUGUUAAAGACGUUGCUGAAGCUGACUCCCAGCAUGACGGCCCAGCCUUCCCACAUCCUGAGUUUCCCCACCGUCAUCCCCACCCCCAAACCCGACGUCCCUGUCGCUGCCAGGCCACAAGGAUCACCCAAGAGACCCGACACAUUAAAUAUUCCUGACAGGACUACUGAGGGGAAGACUGGGACAUCCAGUUCUGCAUGGCAGAGGGCUCCUGUGCAGAUUCCUAUAAAGAAUAACGUGACCUGGCCGCCUCGUGGACGUGGGCUGAGCCUCUCCAUGUGGCUGCGCCUGGAGAGCAUGUGUCGCACACCAGUACUGAAUGGGAGCAACUGCAGGAGGGGGAAGAAGAACAAGUCGGUCAUGUUCAGGGACUCCAGCUCCGACAGUAUGGAUACAGAUAAGAGUGACCCCUCCAGCCCCCGACACAGCACAGACAAGCUUCACUCCUCGGGGUACCUCCACUUGGUGUCCUGUGGCUCUAAAGCACUCAUGAUGCAGACCUGGGUGGACACUUCCACAGGCACACUCACUUUCAGGAUCUGUGUGGACCCAGAUGACGGUAAGCAACCCGGUACUCUAACGGAGACCACCUGCCCCGGCAUGCUGGCCUGUGGACAGUGGCAGCAUCUCUGCCUGUCCUACUGUGAGACUAUGGACGCAAAGAAUGUCUUUGGCACUAUUUCCCUGGUGGUUGACGGACACCUUGAGCGGGAGGUGCUGCUGGAGUACACCCCGCCACCCAGCAAGAAGCAGAAGCUGGCAUCACAGGCUCCCAAGAUGCACUGCCUGCUGGGACACUGCACCCAGAGUGACCACGCUCACACAGGAACCUGGAGUACAGGCAAUGUCAUGGUGUUCAAUGAUAUUCUUCAGCGUGACCAGGCAUUCCAGUUGUUCAGCCUUGGUCCGGAUGCAGGGUGCCUGAGCCAGUGCCGCUGUGCCUGGGAGCCUCAGAGCGUGCCCAGCCUCAUCACUAAGGAGGCGCUGCGAGCAGGCAUCAGGGAAGACCUGCUGACCGGGCAGAGGAGCCUGAACAUCAACCAGAUCAAGGAAAACCUUGUUGCUGUGUACAGUCCAAAGACCCCAGCCACCUUCAACUACUACAGCAGCUCAGCACCCCCCACUCGCUCCCUCACAACCCUCCUCACCAAGGACCAUCCUGCAAGGAAGAUUAGCGUGGACCCCUUUCUGGAGACUCCUGCUGCUUUUUCUGUUACUGCGGUAACAGAGCUGCAGACACAGGUACACAGGGGUCUGCAGAAUGCAGUGCAUGAAGUGGGAGGAGUUGGAGUAUUCCUCUUCCUGUACGCUAAGGUUGUAGAGCUGAGUGAGGAUGAAGAGACACAGGCACAGGCCCUCCAUCUGCUGUUCUUAGUACAGCAGCACAAUCAACGUCUGGCCAAGGAGUUCUCUGACAUGGAUGGGUGUCACCUGCUGGGGAGGGUGCUGCUGAAGGACAGGUGUAAAGUUGGCUUUCAUACGCUGAAGGUCUUGCUGGAUGCUUGCUGUGACAGCAGCGUGAUGGAAGUGUCCACCAAUGCCACCUACAGCAUCAACCCUGAGUCAGACGCUAUCAUCCAGGACACCACGGUGGUGUCUGAGCUGCUGCUGGCCUGGCAGAUCUGGCAGCGUGCAGAUGUCACUGUGUGGCAGGCACUUCUCACAGUGCUGGAGACCCUCAUCAGGGACAACCACCCGCACCAAAUGUUCAACAUCAGGCAGCUGUUGUCCAUCAACAUUGUGUACAAACUGCUGCAGACCUGCCAGGAGCAUCAAAGCGAAGACCUCCCCUCCCUACCCCCUGCUGUUUGCCAGUCCUUUGUUUCUAUAGUGCAGUGCACCCUGGGAUGCCCUCCCGAUUUGAACCUGCUCACCGCAGUCUGCGACUUUCUUCUGGCGGUGCACCCAGCCAUCAACACGUUUGUCUGCCACGCCCCGUCCAGCUUCUACUUCACUCUCCAUUCAGGAACUCACCAGCAGUACAUGCAGAAGCUGUUCCGCUCCCAGUCGUCAGGCAUGGUGACCGGACAGGAGCAGCCCUCUCCCAACCCCCUGUCCAGCAGCACCCCCCUCCGUGCCCUGGACAAGAUGAAGAGGAACUCCCUACAUCAGGGCAUCAUCCCUGAGGAGCAGACAGCCACAUCUGACUCAGACUCUGGACGCAAAGUCCACUCUGCUCAGUCAGGCAUGCUGAAGACGACUGGCAUUGUCCGGAGCAGGAGCAUGCCCAACUCACCUGCAGUGGUCAGACGACGGAUCAGGAAGAAGUUGUCCUUUGAAGACGGGGGUCCCAACAUGGCAGCCAGGUCAGACUCUGACAGUUCAGACAGCAGCGGCAGGGGAACACAAGAACUGGCCAACGGGAUCAUGUUCACACUCAGCUCUGAAAUUGCUGACGGACACCUUCGUGUGGGGAACUUACAUGACGACAGGAGCAGACAUACGUAUGUCUCCUUUCCACUUGGCAGCUACGACAAGGACGAAAAGAUCGGCACAGAGGGAUCAAACAACUUGGAAAGUGGGGUGGACGUUGACACGGGUAACGAGCCUGCUCAUGUGUCAAGACAGAGCACGCCAUCUGACCAGGACUCCAACCCUGAGGCUGACCAGGCCAUGCAGGAUGCCCUUAACGAACUUCCCUCCGGACAGAUAAUAUCCGACGAGGAAGAUCAGAGAAGUAGAAGCAACUCCGAGUCCUCCCUAGAUGAAUGGGAGAACCUCCCCCACCCAAAUUCUCCACUUUCCCUGGCUCUGAACGCAGCCCUGAAAGACAAGGGCCAGGAGAGCAGGCAGGUGCAGCAGGAGGACGGGGUGGCCAUGGUGUGCACCGGGCUCCUCAACCUGAUGUGUGGGGUGUUUGUCACCCUGCCUGACGCCAUGUUGGACCAGGUGAUGGGCAACAUCCUGAAGCCGGAGACGCUGGUGGUGCUGGCUCAUCACCACUCCUCCAGCAUCAGGACCGCCAUCAUCAAGUUGCUGGGUAUCUACUUCCAGAGGGCCAAAGAAGAGCAGUUCAAUGCCUUCAUGAAAGUGCGGGGUUUCUUCCUGCUGGCCAAUCAGCUCCACCAGCACAGUGCCACACGAGAACUGGUGGAGGCCUGCCUGUCUGUCAUUGUGGGGAAACCUGUGGGGCUGGAUGAAGACAUUGAUGUUGGCUGUGUACAGCACAUGACAGGAUUACAGCAGCACACAGUGGUGCCCCUGUUGGCCCUGCUGGAGAACUGUAUCCACGACACAGCAGUCUGCCACAACACGCUGUGCGUGCUCAUCCAGCUGUUUGAGAGCAGCGAGGUCAUGGCCGCCAUCAUGAUGGAAAACGGGCUGGUCUGGGCGCUAUGUAACGUCAUCUCGGCCAUAAACAGCCCUCAGAUAAGUCUGGCACCAGAGGACCAGCUGCUGCUGGUGGGGGAUGUGCAGCACUUCCUGGCCUGUGUGGUGGUGCGAGCCUGCAGCAUGACGGGUGUGCAGAACUUCCAGGUGCUGGAGGACAUGGUGACCCUGCUGGGCAGGGUGGAGGACAUGCAGAGGGACAGGCACCAGGAAGGUUCCCAGUCAGUGGCAGUGGAGAGGGUGCGGAACAUUCAAUACCACCUCCUGCAGGCCGUUCUCAGCUACAUAGAGGGCGCUUUCAACGACACCCUGGAUGAGCCACUAGUAACCAUCUCCCUCCCACAAGUAACAACAGCAGAACCCAACAGCAGAGAUCAGCUGGGCAGGAGGCAGAGCUAUCCACCAGGUCUUGGUGACAUCCAGUCCCCUCCUCUGUCUCCGACCGCUUCCCUGUCUCCUCCUCUUGCCUUUCCCCCGCUCUACUCCCUGGAGAACAACAACGACAGCUUGAACCUGUCCGAGUCAGGCAGCCUUCCAUCUGGCCUGCGGCAGGGAGAGGGAAAAUGUCUCGGCCUGGACAGCAAGCGUAGAUACUCCGCCCAAUCAGAGACGAUGGUCUUGUCAUUGAAGAGGAGGUCCUCAGCAGUGGAGAUGCCGGUGGUCCCGGGCCGUGAGGGAAGCACGGUAACAGAGGGGGAGAUUGUGCAGAGGAUCCAAAGGGUCUGUGUUCUGGCAGUCAACCUGUUGUCUUUCUCAGAUCCAGGCCGGAAGGGAAAGGAUUCCCUGCACAGGGUUGACUUCCUGGAGCCCAUGUCCUCUGAACCGUCCACCAUGCUGACAUCCGAGCGGGAGUUCACGCGGUCACUGUUCCAGCUGAUGCUGCGUGGCGUGGCCUCGACCCUGGAGAGCAGCCGCGGGGCGUCGCGCCGACGCUGGCACCGUAUCAUGUGGUCAUCUCGGGACUGCAUGCGCGUGCAGCUGGGGCGGCUCAUGGUCCACAUGAUGGGGCCGCGGCAGCCGCUGGAGCAAAGGGUCUACACGCUGAAGGUUGUCCAUGAACCAAACAGCAAACAGAUCCUGAACACUGUUCUACACACCAAUCUAUCUCAUGGGCAGAAGGUGGUGGUGUACCUGUACUACCUGCUGUUCUACCAUAAGGACCGGCUGAAUGAGAAGGAGAGAACAGCAGGGAAGACCCUGAUGCGACUGCUGGACCAGAUCAGCUUCCAGCCCAUCCCACUGGGGGAGCUCAGCCCAGAGACACUGCAGAGUAUUGACGAGGAUCAGAAGUCUUGGGACAAAGAUGAGAAAAAUGCCAAAACCUCCUGGAGAAAAAGAAGAAUCACCAUCCAGAACAAGUUGAUAAAAAGCACCGGAGAGCUUGCCAAGCAGAUCUCCUGGUUUGCAAUGGAGGUGACUCAGGCUGUGGUCCUGUCCCAGAACAUGGAGCGGAAGAAGCUGCUGGAACACAUGAAGGAGAGCAUGACACAGGACCUGAGUGUGCGCCGAGCCUGGCACGCCCUCAUCCAGCAGCUCACACACGAAAGGGCAGUGUGGUUCAAUCCCGAGUCCCAGCCUUCCUCCUGGCAGCUGGAUCCCACUGAGGGCCCCUGUCGGGUCCGGCAGAGACUGCAGCGCUGUCACCUCAACCUCAGCAACAAGUACUUCCUGCCUGAAGCACAGAGAACUGAGGGUGACAAGGAGCCCCGUCAGCAGCUGUCCUACCUGUUUGAAGAUUCCAGCCAACCAGAUGACUCCACCACUCUCAGACACAGACUACACACUAAUGAGGCAAUCAGAUAUACCCACCGCUGCACAAAUGUUACUCCUUCCAACGAGGCAACAGGAGAGAUCCUGAUUGGUGAGAACAGCGUGUACUUUGUUGGUGAUGAGCCCAUCCUGGAUCUCAACAGCACACAGUUUCUGCAGGGUGACCGUGAAGUCCUGUCGAUGUCUUGGCUGUACGAGGACAUUAAGGAGGUGCACAAGCGCUGGUACCAGCUGAGGGACAACGCCCUGGAGAUCUUCAUCACUACUGGCAGGACCCUGCUGCUCGCCUUCGAAACACAGAAGGACCGAGACAUGGUCUGCCGACAGGUGCUGGCCAUGGACCUGCCCAACCUGGUUGCCUACGACAAUCUGCAGGCCAUCACACAGAUGUGGAAGAUUGGACAGAUGACAAAUUUCGAGUACCUGACCCACCUGAACAAGCACUCUGGGCGAUCCUUCAAUGACCUGAUGCAGUACCCAGUCUUCCCCUUUGUGCUGGGUGACUACACCAGUGAUACCAUCGAUCUGACCAACCCAAAGGUCUACAGGGAACUGGCAAAACCUAUAGCAGUCCAAGACAAGAGCAGAGAGCAGAGAUACAUUGAGAACUUUGAGUGGCUGAGGAUUGAGCAUGAGAAGGGUGGUGAUGUUGAUGACCCCAUGCCGCCGGUGGAACCGUACCACUACGGUUCUCACUACUCCAACAGUGGCACUGUGCUCCACUUCCUGGUCAGACUCCCCCCUUUCACCACCAUGUUCCUCAACUACCAAGACCGUAACUUUGACAUCCCUGACCGAACCUUCCACUCCCUGCUCACCACCUGGAGGCUGUCAUCCUUCGAGUCCACCACGGAUGUGAAGGAGCUCAUCCCCGAAUUUUUCUUCCUGCCAGAGUUUCUCCUGAACUCUGAAGGUUUCAACUUCGGCCACCGCCAGUCAGGACACUUAGUUAACGACGUUGCCCUCCCACCCUGGGCACAGUCGGACUCCCGCCUGUUUGUACUGAUCCACCGGCAGGCGCUGGAGUCGGACCUGGUCUCCAUGGCAAUCCACGCCUGGAUCGACCUGGUGUUCGGCUGGAAGCAGAAGGGGAAGGCAGCUGUAGAGGCCAUCAAUGUCUUCCAUCCAUCUACAUAUUUUGGGAUUGACACCUCCGCUAUCGAAGACAAGGUCCAGAGAAGGGCCACGGAGACGAUGAUCAAGACGUACGGACAGACACCUCGGCAACUCUUCAAGAGUCCCCACCCACCCCGACAGCAGGUGAGCAGCAGCUCGGAGGCUGAUGUGGCCGGGAUGGUGGGAGCAGCUGGCUUCCUCUUCAACUUCAAGGACAGCAAGGACACUGCAGUGGACAUCAAGUCUGUCAGGAGCCCACUGCCGCAGGUGGAAGGCCUGAAGUGGGGGAACUACGUGGGCUCUCCAACAUGUCCGGCACCUGCAGUGCACUGGAGUCAGGACCACGGGGCAGUGGUGUCGUCGCUGGUGGGGCUGCCGACAGGGGAGGUGUGCGGGCUGGCCCCCAACUUCUGUCUCCUGGUCAUGUACAGCAAGGAGAAAGGUGUGAGUGCCAUGAAUCACACAGACAUCCUGUGGUCGGCCAUCCUGAGCUGGGGGCAUCCCGACGGCAUCAUGAGACUGAAGAGCCGACAAAGCGAGCCUGCUACCAACUUCUUCCACUGCCCUCCCAACGACCAGGUGACCUGUUGUGCAUCUGUGACAGACUGCCGACUGCUAUUUACUGGAGGAACGUCUGGUGUGGUGACUGCCUACCCAACCAGGUUCACUGGAAACAAGCCUUCAGAGUUUGAGGUUGUUGACAGCAGAGUGUGCCUGUAUGGCCACACAGGGCCAGUCAGCUGUCUGCAGGUGUGCCGACCCUACAGUAUCGUGGUCAGUGGCAGCCAGGACGGCACAGCCAUCAUCUGGGACAUCAACAGAUUGUCGUAUGUGCAGUGUCUGAAUGGCCAUGAGGGUGGUGUCACCGCUGUGGCUGUGAGCGAGACAUCAGGCGACAUCGCCACCGUGUGCCACCCCUCUGCAACCACAAGUGAGCUGAGCUUGUGGACAAUUAACGCCCGACCAGUGGGGUCUGUCCGCUGCCUGUCCACUAUCCACUGUGUGGCAUUUUCCAAUGCACCGGAGGGGAUUUCUGUGAAUGUGGUGGCAGCUGGCCUGCAGGAUGGAUCAGUCAGGCUGUGGAGUACAUGGGACCUGAGCCUUGUUAGAGACAUUAAACUGGAACAGUUCAACAAACCUAUCAUCAGCCUAACAUUUACCCAUGAUGCUCAGCACCUGUAUGCGUCCACGAUUGAUGGGACAGUAUUUGCUUUGUGCAAGAAGGACCAGACAAAGAACAAGAGGCCCCUCUUCAUCCCCUUUUUAAGCUGAACAGGGACGACAGCGUAUCUGUUCAAAAACAUGACAUACCUAUUAUGGAGCAUGAUCGACUCAAGCAGAUUCUGUUACAGACGUGUGAGAUGACACUUCCUCAAACCUGUGGUUGAUUGUCCAUUGACUACUUCAGAACAUCAAGUUCAGCAACGUACCAUAACCUACAAGUGAAUUUGGUACACUGGACAUUUGGUACGGAAAAAAAAUCUAUGAUGUGCAACAAUUGACACUUGAUUCUACUUUACUGUUCUGUUUGUAGAACCCAUCUGUUCUCUGGUGUAUGGAAUGGGUUUCGUUUACAGUUGUCGGCGGCAACAUGGUUUAAAUUUCCUUGUCUCCCCUAGGAAUGAGACCAUUGAGGAAAAAAACCCAAUGUAUGUGGUUACCAUCCUAGUGCUGAUCAAGUGAUAAAAUUGCCAAGUUUUGUAGCAUUACAAGCUUCUCAAUUGAUAAAAGAUAUAUUCUCAAGCUCAUUACAAAAACAAUGUACUAGAAAUUAGUAGAGACAAGGCCUCAUCCAUUUCAUAUUGCCUUUAUGUAAAAAAUAAUUCUUUCACUGCCAUUUAUUAAAUCUCUUCUGUAAUGAAGCAGAUAUAGUUACCAUAACGUUAUUGAUUUAUAUUUUGUUCCAAAGUAAUGAUCUGUAUCUUUGCUAUGGUAAGAUACUAUCCAGCUGCAAAAUCCAGUGAAUUCUGUAGUGAGUAGCUGAAUUUUGUAAUGAUUUCUUUGUAUUUCGUUCCCACACUACAAGGUAUUUGUAUUACUUUAUUCCUGUAUCCAAGAUUAUGUUUUGAAAAUGUUUUUGCUAGCUACUACAAAGUUUAUUAUUUGUGACAUUUACUUGUGGAAGCAGAAAAAGGAAAAAUAAAACUAGGCUGCAGUUAGAUAUUGAUACAAGGUAAGGUAAAUUGUAAAAUGCACUUCUAUUAUGGCAGCUUUUUGUGUACUACUCAGAAGGAAUUCUGAAUAAGAAAGUGCCGGUAUUCAAAAUUAUGUUAUGAUUUAUCAUAUUGUGAUUUAAUAUGUUGAUGCUAUUCAUAUGCAGUAAAGGCUUUGACAUUAUGGCCAAUAUAUUUAUAUAGGAAUUGUUACCCAUCAUUAUGUAUUUUCAGAACAGUGUAAGGUAUAUGUAUGUUCAAAGAUGGGACCACCAGUUAUGCUUAUCUUAGAAAGAAGUAAGCAAUAACACGGUUACGCUUUUAAAACUUGUGUGGAAGAAAGAAGGACUGAAGUGAUAUCAAGCAAAAGUGACAAACCCAAUGCUUCUUAUUAACUGUGCAAUAUUUGUAUAUGAUGAUUGAGAGAAGCCAGAGACAGUGUUACUGACCAAUGAGUGAUUUUACAAUCACUUGGCAAGAACAAUACAUUAACCAUGCCAUGCUGUAUAUAUACAGGAGCCAAAGUAUGCCUUUCCAAUAACAUUGUAUGUAAAUCAACAAUUAUUAGAAUGUCUAUUUUCAUAUGAAUUGAGCAGUGACGUCCCUCCAAUGAGGGCCUUGUAUAUGGCAGUGCUGCUCCAAGUUGUUCUGUACAUACCAUGUCACUACCGUGUACAUAUAUAUUGCUUCAAAAUACAUAAAGCAUCAUCUCAA